AUGCUCCUCUCACUGCGGAAUAUUAACUUGCGCCAACUCCUCCGCUCCCCUAUCCUCAUCGGCAUCCUCAUCCUCCUCGGUAUCACCUACCUCGAGUUCCACCAUGCGUCCAUGUCGGAUCUCUUCGGACAGGAUCAGUCACUCCUGACUCAGCUAGCGACGGUCGCGCGCCCAAUACCGUACCUCCACUACAGCGACUCGCCCUAUGGUCCUUACGGGCUCCGGGAUGACUUUUACUUUUUCCCCAUCCCAUCGGCAGACGGCAAGACGCUCGCCCUGGUAUCGCACUUCCGCAUGCACGGGCGGAACGUCUGGCCUCUUCACCUCGGCGCGGAGAUAUACUGUCGGGGAAACAAGGAUACCGAGUGGUCAUUGGCGGUCGUGAGGAGGAACCAGAUGGAUCGGGAUCAGCACGUGUUGAUUAUGGAGUGCGAGGCGAGGGGAGAGUUUGCAACCUUGCAAAUCAGACAGCCCGACUCUGGAGCCAAGAGCAUCAUGAUACCCCUUCAAAGCAUCCGUCCGCGCAAGCUCAAGGCGGGCGCCAAGGGGCCUCACGUCGUCGCAAUGACGAUGGUGGGGAGGUGGGAUAUCAGGCUGCCAGCUUGGAUAGAGUAUAAUCUCAUGCGCGGGGCCGAAGAGAUCUACAUCUACGACAACCAACGCGACGGGUCUGACCAUACUCUCCGUACCGCCCUCGAGCCGUACAUCCGCGCGGGCAAAGUCGUCCUCGUCCCCUGGUAUCACGUCCUCUUUGACACCUGGGCGCCAAGCUGGGGCGACCAGCAACCGCUCGCGCUCAACCACGUCACCGCUUCGCUGGACAAGUACGCCGACUGGGCUCUUCUCUGCGAUAUCGACGAGUUUCCCAUGUUCACCCCGCUCGACCAGAACCGGAAUAUCACCGACUUUACCUACGGCGGCGUUCUUGAUGCGGUGCUGGCGGCUCGUCCAGACGUCCGCCAAGUGUCCAUGCGGAACUGCUUCACAUCCAGCGUCCCGCACAACCCCCUUCCACCGGGCGAGGUCGAGCCCAUUCCCAACGCAGACAUCGCCGUCGCUCCGCCCGUCACCAUCCCCGUUCCGGAACCUGUUGGUCAAAUCGCCCUCCUCCCCGAAACGGCCUAUCGGUUCGAUCAGUGCUCGGGAUACCCAUACCGAUCCAAAACCUUUAUCCGUCCCGACAUGAUCACCAUCUCGGCGGUUCACGUACCCGGCGGAGGCGAGGGAGAGGCGUACCACGUCGAGGAUCCAGAUACGGGGCUGUGGCUCAUGCACAUGAGCGAUCAUAUUUCCGAGGCGAGGGGGACGCAGAUGACGUUGGAUCUGAGCGAUAUAUCAGAGAGGACGGGCAGGGCGGUGGGGUCGAGGGGGAGUGCGGGCGACGGGAGGGUGGGGUGGCGGACGAGAAUGACGCGGUGGAGAGGUAUACGCCGAGGGUGGGAGAUGGGACCGAAGCGGGCGGAUGCGGGGAUGGGAAGUCAAGGGAAACGGUUGGAAGGCGACGAGUCAAAACCUCUCCAUCUGCGGCGGGCACAGCCGACUACUGUCUCGCUCUCGGCCGGCGAACCACCCUUCCGUCCCUCCCCUCUAUCCGCGUCCGAUCUUCAAUCUCGUCUGUCGCGCUGUUCUCCUGCUACCAUCUGGCGGCUGGUCGAAGGGAAGCGGGAACGGCAGCUUUGGCACUGGGACACGACGUUACGGAAGGCGUCUGCAGGUCAGUUCCAAGUUGACCAGCCGACGUACAAUCCCAUCUCUUUGUCCACCACCUCCAAACCUCCCCUCCCUGACCUAUAUCUUCGUCUCCUCAUGUUCCCCCUCCUACGUCAUAUACGCGCCACCUUCCCCGCGAUCACCCACAUGUAUCAGCCCGCAUCUGCCACAGCAAAGCACCAGAGCUAUCGUACGGGUACUGCAGCUACUCCUUUCGCCGCAGACAUAAGGGAUGACAAUGCGGCGAAACGCGACAUGUACUCAUCCCUUCUGAAUACCUCGGGGAAACCCGCACAGGCAGAGACGGUUGGCGGUAUCUCUGCGAGGAAGGGAGGAGAAACCUAUCUUAUCUCUCCAUUUCGGUACCAAGCAGCCAUGUCCAAUCCCUCUCCCAGCAUCCGUUCCAGCACCCCCGCUAAUUGGCUCGACUCGGUACGGCGCGCCUUGGGCGAGAAUCCCGCAGAUGAGCGCUUUCGAGUCAUAGUCAACGAUGAAGACUUUGCGGAAGGUAUCGCGAGUUCCUGCGUCGUCAAGUACCUCAUCGGUAAGCGUCCGGUGGUAUCUGGACUGUGCGCCUUUUACUUGAAUCAGACCGCUAACGCGAAAGUCGAGAACGGGAUGGUGGCCGUUGUCACAGAAGAGGAGUACAUUAAUCAUGCGGGAAAGUAUGGGCAAUCGCAGAGUUCCGCGGAGGAGGAUGCUAUUCCUGAUGUCGAUGAGGGUCUUGGCCAGGUCGUUGCCCAGCCUGGCGCCGGCUGGAUCCAACGUACAUGA
This is a messenger RNA of Dioszegia hungarica, 2484 nucleotides long. RefSeq lists its product as uncharacterized. The transcript is spliced from 11 exons. The record is from RefSeq and is a predicted model, not a curated record. The coding region runs from base 1 to 2484 and encodes 827 amino acids. NCBI's taxonomy places the organism in Eukaryota, Fungi, Basidiomycota, Tremellomycetes, Tremellales, Bulleribasidiaceae.